AGCCAGCAGCAGCUCGGCAGACACAGAUUGCAGUAGCUCCUUGCUGGAUGAGAGCUGUGAUAGUCUGGUGGUUAAAUAUGGAAUAUUUACAUGCUGCGAACAGCAAGCACACCGUGCGCACCCGUGAGAAAAAAACAAGGCUGUAGCUGCGCAAAUUACAAAACCAUAUAACUCCGCAGUUAUUUAUGGCUUCUGGCUCGGAGGAUGAUGAAGGGAACACGACGGGCGCUUCAUGGAGACUUAUAGGCCGAGCCUCGGAGCUUUCCAAGAAGCCCUGCCGUCUAAUGUACUCCCCUCUCGGCCGCGACAGCGAUGUCUGCCUCUUUUAUGUCAGGGGACAGUUUUUUGCCAUGGACGCCCGCUGUGCUCACUCCGGGGGUCCUCUGUGUGAGGGAGACAUUGAGGAGGCUGAUGGAGUCCUGCAGGUCUUCUGUCCCUGGCAUGACUAUGGCUAUGAUCUCAGAACUGGGAAGUCUGGGACAUUAUUAGAGCAACAAGUUUAUGAAGUAAAGCUGGUGGAUGGCGACGUGUACGUGAAGCACGCAAGUCAUCUCUCCCUCAGGCCUUUUCCAGCAAAUCAGAAAACCUGAGUUAUCUCCGCGCAGCUGGUUCAUCCUAUUUUUAAGACUUUUUCCACAAGUCAUCCGAAAACAUUCCAAAGCCUUAUCUCUGUUGUUCUAAGAGUUGUUUUUACUUUGCUGAGAACUCAGGACUAAGGAGACCGUCUUGAAGAGGACAUGACAUCAUGAAGUCGUUUUUCUUGUUGGUAUACCAGGCAAAGUUCAGAGUUUAACACAAGCUGUUAAGAUGAAGAGUUGUGAACAUUUUACUGCAUGUUUUUCUCAAUGGAGAAACAGCAAAAUACAACAAAUACAUUUCUUUGCAAAAGUAUUCGUAUCCCGUUUGUCUGGCCUCACAAACUUCAUUUAUUUAAUUAAGACUUUAUCUGACAGAACAAAUUGUGAGGUGUAAAAAAAAGAGGAUUUGUUUUCAAUAUUAGUUUUUGUAAAUAAAACUCUAAAACGUCUUGUUUUUAUUUCUUAUUUGAUCAAUUAUCUCAUGAAAACUUCCCCAGAUGUUUGUGUGAUCUCUGCUGCUGCUUGGUUAGGUCAAUCUGAUAUCAAAACAAGCUGGUAAUCAGUCAGUUCUUAUAACUUCUUCUUAAAAACUGUUCGCUUAUUCAAACCACAAACAAAAGCCAAGGAGUUACAUCAUGGUUAGCUAUUUCCUUUUGUUAAGAUCUAAACUAUGUUAUCUUUAUAAGACAUUGUGAUGUUCUUUAUAAAAAAAAAAACAACUGGCUUCAUGUGUGAUCAAGUAGUAAUGAAUUAAGCAUAAUCUUCUCCUUCAACACUUAUGUAACAUUAUCUGAAGUGUCUAACAUCCCCACAAUGGUUUCAUUAAACCCACAAAUUUUCUUCCUUUCAUCAACAAACUUUACAUGUGGUCUGAAACUGUUAGACUCACUGUUGAGUUAUUUGGACUAGAGCACGUAUAAACACUUAUUCUGCUCAUCUCACAAUCCAAACAGUGUUGUUACUUGACAAUUUGUGGCCCAACAAAAGAAGCAAUGAAAAUGGUGCAACUAGUAGCUGUUUAAUUUGUGAGGUGUUAGUAUAUACAGUAUAUAUAUACAGUAUAUAUAUAUAUAUAUUUUCCUGGCUUUGUUACAGGCAAGCUUUUAUUCUAUUGACCCAGUAUGAUUUAAGAAGAGUGGUUUGGUCAGACACAGCAGGGAGGUUCAUGGCCUGAAAUGCACCAUGGGCUCAUAGAAACCAUUUUUAUAUGUCUGUGCUCACCAAUGCCAGUGUGUGUUUUUUAUUCCUUAGCUGUGACCGCCAUCAGUCCGUGUAUUUUCUUUCAGCUCAAUUUUCUGGCAAAUGCAGAGCCCAGUCAUAAAGGUGUCAGUGACAGCAUGUCUCAACACUCUGGUUUUCCUCCCCACUGUGCUCCCUGUUGUGCAACUUUAUGACAAGAAUUAUUCUCCUAGCUAAAAAUAUCUGUUCUGUGCACCAGAGGUGUCAGCCUCCUGUGCCAUAAGUCAUCACCUGGAGGGUAAUGAGCUCCGGGGAUGUAGCCGUUCAGUAUGGGUAUGGAAGUCAAAGUAAACUUGUAGGAAUGGUUUCUGCAGCUCCACAUGUUGAACUUACGCCCCAUAGGUAAAAGGGUUGGACAAGUGCAAUGUACUUUUUCAUGUGUUCCAUUUUAAUGAAUUCUUUAUGUUAUUAUAUAUAAACAUACAAUAAAUAUUGAAAAAUA
Molecule: messenger RNA, 2259 nt
Organism: Xiphophorus couchianus (Monterrey platyfish)
Lineage: Eukaryota; Metazoa; Chordata; Actinopteri; Cyprinodontiformes; Poeciliidae
Product: Rieske domain-containing protein
Exons: 3
Coding region: 186-590 (134 amino acids)
Molecular function (GO): 2 iron, 2 sulfur cluster binding
Source: RefSeq, a predicted model, not a curated record